Messenger RNA from Aureobasidium vineae, 771 nucleotides. NCBI's taxonomy places the organism in Eukaryota, Fungi, Ascomycota, Dothideomycetes, Dothideales, Saccotheciaceae. The record is from the annotation of a GenBank genome assembly.
AUGUUGACCGUUGCAGCUCUCUCCUCUCUGAUCCUUUCGUUGGCAACUGCCGCCGCCAUCAAGGAGCCACAGCAACUUCUUGUUGACCCAGAAGCCAUGGACCCGGCCGUCGGCCAGGCAGAUUUCAAGAAGUUCGCCAUCGAGGACAUGAGCGACGCCAAGUUUCGCCUUCAUCAUCAUGCUGCCAAAACACUGCUCAGCGACCAGUCGUACCUUGUCCUUCGCGAAGGAGAGAUCGAGCGAAGACAAUCCGAGAUCUGGAAUUACCUCUGGAGUCUUGGAUUGGACUGCGGAUAUUGGCCAGAUGGGGAGACAGAGGGUUCUCAAGAGGAACCUGUGAGGGUCUACAUGUCGAGCGGUCGCAUUUUCGACGCUGACCCUGAGCGUGUCCCUCAAGACGCUGUUGUUGCCCUCCAGAACCUGACAGAACAAGAACACAAGAAUCGCAGAGACAUGAGGCGUCGGCAGAUGUGUAACUUUGAUCAGUCCGAUAACGACAACGAUAAAAAGUCUUCAAGCGACGACGACGGGUCAGUUCGUGUGCCUGAACCAACCUGGAAGGUUACAGUUCCCGAUGAGUACAUGCAGUACCUCAUUCCUGACAGUGUUCUGGACGAGGAGAAUCAGAAGAUCGAAAACUGCUGGAGAGAGAAGGCAGAGAAGGAGAAGAAGGACAUUUUGGCAGGCAAAAAAUCUGUCAGAGACUUGAAAAUGCCUGAUCUUUCCAAGUGCAAGAAGUUCGAAAACCAUAUGCUGUAUCAGACGACCUGA